This is a messenger RNA of Lachancea meyersii CBS 8951, 2619 nucleotides long. The record is from the annotation of a GenBank genome assembly. Lineage: Eukaryota; Fungi; Ascomycota; Saccharomycetes; Saccharomycetales; Saccharomycetaceae.
AUGUUCAGCUAUCAGGAUAAAGCGAGCAACGGAGGCGAUAGUUACUUCGACGACUCGUUCUACUCGUCAAAUUCUAUUGAUAACUCCGAACACGCCAGAAACUUUCGGAACUCUGUGGUGCUGCCAGAUAUGUCCAGAAACGCCAGUUUCGACUCCGGACUGAGGCUUCAACCAACAAACAUACAUGAAUUUGAAGCGCCACACGACGGCACCGAAUAUCCCAGCGAGUUUUCGGACGUGGAUGAAACCGAGACUAAGACCCUGAAAGUAACUGCAUCGCCCUCCCUGAGCGCACUUUCGGGCAUUCUGAGUGAUAAAACGAGGAAAGUUGAGAGCCGUUUGCGUAAUAGCGUCAUUCUCGAACAAUCUAUACCGGAAGAAGAAUCUACGCCCAAAAUCAAAGUAGAGCCCAUAGUACACGAUUCGCCCAACUUAAUUGAUAUGGGCGGCAGCUCAAACGGGAACAAUUUCGUGAGCUUCAAGUCAGAAGCCGGAAACGGCGCUUUUCAAGAGCAGCCGGAUUUUUUGAUGACCCCGAAACUGGAUCCCCCCACACCUCGAGUCGAACCCGCCGCUUCUGGUUCUAGUAACGGGUCUCAAAUCCAACAAAAUGCAAUCUCAGCUGCUCAGACCAGCGAAACAGAGAGAGAUAACAAGGCUGUUGCCAAACCCACACCUGCUCCCCCCACCGCUCACACAGAAUCCGCAGAAAGCGCGCCUUUGUCCCGUCCCAUUUCCAAGAAGCAGGCUUCUUCUAUAAGGUCGUUUUCAGGAAUGUCCGCAGGGUCUCGCAGCUUCGUUGAGUCCUCAGGGAAAGAACAGGGCGAAAACACUAAGCGUAAGAACAUAUUUUCGUUCUUGAAAAGAAGACCCCAGAAAUCUGCAUCUUUUGUCGUCAAAGAAUCGAGCUCAGAAGCCCCGCUGCCGACAUCUUCGACUUUUUCUAUCCCAAAGACAAGUAAAGAUGAUGAGCUACCAACUUCUACCCGUUUGACAAAAAAAACACAUAGUAAUGGCAGUAUCUUCAGUGCUUUCAGAAAAAACAAAAGCGGCAAAUCCAAUACAGCUGUUCCGAACCUGGAUGUGCCAAAACAACGCAACCAGCACAGAUCCUCUGCUUCAUUUCAUGACGAUGUGCCAGUUAAGCGUGACGUGCGGUCUCGGAAACCUACUCCGCUAGAUUUUGAACACCAACCACGAAAUCCAGGACAAUCUCAAGAGACACACAGCAUUUCUGCUCCUGAAAAGCAGGAAUCGCAAAGCGUUUCAACCAAAGACGAGGUUGAAUCAAACACGGUAGGAAAAUCUCAACCAGAGCCGUCAGUUCAGCCCACACAAAGUAUUGCGGUAAGUCCGACUCCCGAAACACCCGCAAUGAAUGAGAGCGCAUCAGGGAAGCCUGAUUUCGGAGAAGUCUUAUUCCCCAAAUCUUUAAGCGCUCAAGAAGUCGAGUCAAUUGUUUCCUUAGAAAGGUCUCGAUCGGUUAAAUCGAAUAAACGGAGUUCUCUGAACUCGCAUCGCAUAUCUUUUACUGACAAUAUGUCAAUGAAAGCACAAAAUGGUGGAAUGUUCAUAACGGAGCCUUCAGCAAUAAAGCUCUCAACUCCCGAUCUAAGCAAAUCACCACAAACAAGCAUACUGAGGAACGGAACGUUUGACAGCCUUGAAUUCUCACCUCAGAAAAGCUCUUCGCGCAGCCAGAGACCGCUAGAGCCCGAGAGUGGUUCGUUCAACCCGGAAGACAAAGACUUUUCAUUUACUUCAAUAGAGCAGACAUUGAACGAUCUUACAGUCGACAGCGGCAGUGCAGGUGGCGCCAAUGACGAGAAGAGAGCUUCGGUUACUUCUGCAGCUGCAAGUUACGAAAACGAGUUCAUGUCGGACAUCAUGGAGUUUGCAAGCAUCAUCGACUUUGGAAAGGACUUAGACUUGAGUUUGGACCUCAACCCUCCUGAGAAGGGGUAUCACUCUUUAAAUCCAGCAGACAAGUCUCGAUUGUCCGAACAACGAGACGACACUGUGUCAAUAGACUCUUUUAAUUUCGACUCAGGCACGCCGGAACGAAGCCCGGAAAAGUCUGGCUCCAAACUUGCUCCUGCACUGGAUUCCGCUCAUCGCGACAGCUACCAGAGUGACAUUUCUAUGCGCAAAUACCUCGUCAGCGAUCAUGGUGCGUACUCAAGCGACAAAGAAGAAGGCUUCGAUGAUGAAGAGUUUGAAGGAGAGAACUUCAAUCAGUUGGAAGAGCCAUUAACAGGAGAUGACGAAAUUGCUGCGCUCUGGCAAAGUCCUACCAGUCAAGGUGGGCGACCAUUAUCACUUUCAUUCAAAGGACUAAGAGCUCAACAGCUCAAUAACCCAUCGCCAAGCUCGCUCAUGCCACCUUCCUCGACUUCUUACACAAUUGCGGACUCCUUUGCAGCCAAGACCGUUGCAUUUUCGUCCAAUAUUAUUCUUUACGCUACUUACACCGAAGAAGAGUACGACAGACAUCCAGACAUUGCAACUUGCAACCAGCUCACCCCACAACUAGCACAAAUGAUCAAGGAUGAACUAAACUCUUUAAAGUCAGAGAUGGAAGUUCACGAAGAGUCAAGAUGUUACACGCAUUUUUACUGA